Messenger RNA from Lathyrus sativus (Indian pea), 990 nucleotides. NCBI's taxonomy places the organism in Eukaryota, Viridiplantae, Streptophyta, Magnoliopsida, Fabales, Fabaceae. The record is from the annotation of a GenBank genome assembly.
AUGUAUCGUCCUCCUUCUUCUUCUGCUUCUACUUCUUCUUCCUCUUCUCAGCAACAACAGAGUUCCAUUAGCCAAACUGGCCUCACAAGAUACGGUUCUGCACCCGGCUCUCUCCUCACCAGCACCGUCGAUGCUGUCUUAGGAGGAUCACGCCUUCUCCCGGGAACCGGACAUUAUUUCUCCGGUGACUCCAGCCACCUGCAACCGCAACAACAGCAACCGCAACAGCAACAACACCAACAGCAGAGAUCUUCUUACGAAGGCUUUGAUGGAUCAUCUUUAGUCCGCCAGAAAAGCUCUCCCGCCGGUUUCCUCAACCACCUCGCCACUCUCAAUCAUAAUAACAGCGCCGGGUUCACAAUCACGCGAGGCGGAAACGGAGGAUCAAGAUUGAAGUCUGAAUUGAGCUUCACCGGAGGAGGACAAGGACAAGAAUGUCUUUCUAGAAUAUCCGAAAAUGGCGUUGAUUAUGCAGCAGUAGCGGCAGGAAAUGGAUCAUUGCAUAACAGUAACUGGAGUGGAGGACCUGAUAGUAAUAAUAAUAAUAACAAUAACAAUUCGAAUUCUAUAGUGUUUUCUUCUUCUGUUUCUCAAAAUCAAACUAAUAAUAAGCGUUCGAGUAGAAACGACGACGAUCCCGACCUUCUUCUUCAUUGCCUUAACGCCCUCGAAUCUCAGUAUAGUCUCCCACAAACUUCUAUGGAAAUGGACAAGCUAAUGCAUAUUCCUCAAGACUCCGUCCCUUGUAAAAUCCGCGCCAAGCGUGGCUGUGCCACUCAUCCCCGAAGCAUCGCUGAACGGGAGAGAAGAACUAGAAUAAGUGGAAAGUUGAAGAAAUUGCAGGAUCUUGUGCCUAAUAUGGAUAAGCAAACAAGUUAUUCAGACAUGCUAGAUUUGGCAGUUCAACAUAUCAAAGGUCUUCAAACUCAAGUCCAGAAGCUUCAUGAAGAUCUUGAGAAUUGCACUUGCGGAUGUAAACAAAAUACAUAA